AUGGGUGGCGCUUCAAAGCUCUUUUACCUUGCAGUUUUUAGUCUCCUUGCCCCGGCUCACGGAGAAGACGGUAGAUCUAGAUCCCACGCAUGCGCGAUUGAUUCUAGGUCUACCGUUUCUGAUGCGUGUGCCUCCUUCGCCACAUUCGACGGCCUGAACAACCAGAUAACCCCAGUCUUAAAGUCUCUCACGCAGCAGUCAGACUUCUUCUCCUACUAUCGGUUGAAUCUCUUCAAUAAACAAUGUCCGUUCUGGUCAGACGAUGCCGGAAUGUGCGGGAAUAUCGCUUGUUCGGUUAGCACUUUGGAGUCGGAGGAAGAUAUACCGUUGAUCUGGAGAGCGGAGGAACUGAGUAAGCUGGAGGGCCCCAAGGCUGGACACCCAGGGAAAAGACAACAGGAAGAGCGUCCAAAGGAGAAACCGCUGCAGGGGAUGCUAGGUGACGACGUUAAGGAAUCCUGUGUCGUUGAAUAUGACGAUGAAUGCGAUGAGCGUGAUUACUGCGUACCCGAAGAUGAGGGUGCUACUGGUAAGGGUGACUACGUGAGCUUGUUGGACAACCCAGAGCGGUUUACAGGAUACUCGGGGCCGGGUGCCAGACAUGUGUGGAACGCAAUCUACAGAGAGAACUGCUUCCUCAAACCACAGCAACAGUCUCCCUCAGCACCAAAUGACGUGUUCGAAAAGCCGUUGGGUUCCCAGUACCAGGCUGUGGAGGAUUUCAGACAUGUGCUUGAAAGCCAUGAGAUCAACCAGGUAGUCUCGGGGGCUGUGCGUGAUGAGUUGUUCCCUCUAGACGAUGAGUGCCUUGAAAAACGAGUAUUCCACCGUGUAAUCAGCGGAAUGCAUGCGUCUAUCUCCACGCAUCUUUGCUGGGAUUAUUUCAACCAGUCUACAGGGAAAUGGGCUCCAAACAUGCAAUGCUUCAAGGAGAGGUUACAUUCUCACCCAGAACGUAUUGCCAACCUUUACUUCAACUUUGGCCUUCUUACCCGAGCCGUUGCUAAACUACAGAAACACCUUCAAGGCUAUAGCUUCUGUAUCAGUGACCCAGAGCAGGAUUAUGAGACCAAGCAGAAGAUGAACAGCCUAACACACAUAGUUGCUACACACCCUCAGAUCUUCGAUGAGACCACCAUGUUCCAGGACUCUGUUGCCAAUGGGCUGAAGGAGGAUUUCCGUAACAGAUUCAGAAACGUCAGUCGAGUUAUGGAUUGUAUCGGAUGUGAUAAAUGCCGACUGUGGGGGAAGCUCCAGACAGCCGGAUAUGGCGCAGCUCUCAAAGUAUUAUUCGAAUACGACGAGACCAAGAACGGGGAGAAUCCCCCUCUUCGGAGGACCGAACUUGUUGCCCUGGUGAACACCCUCGCCCGUGUAUCCCAUAGUCUAGCAUCCAUUCAGAAGUUUGAGGAUGCAAUUGGAUCCGAGAUUAUGGGUAAAGACACGGAGACAGUCAAGGCUGACAAACAAGAAGAGUCUUCUACUGUGGACGAUAUUGACGAUGAGCCAGAAUAUGAUGCUCAGCCGGAAACAGAGAGUGAAUCGCCGAGUCUUAUGACUAUGAUUUCACGAGAGGCCGGCUUGAUAUGGCGUGCCUACGUUUACAUCCUAAAGAGUUGGAUUAACUUCCCUUUCUUAGCUUGGGAGAUUAUGAUAUUAGAACUUAACCGUCUGUGGAACUUUUGGCUCGGGCUACCUGUCCCGCCAAGGUCAUGGGAGAUUCACUUCCCUACGGUCGAUGAACUAUAG
Microsporum canis CBS 113480 is the source of this 1749-nucleotide messenger RNA. Its product is annotated as endoplasmic oxidoreductin-1. The record is from RefSeq and is a predicted model, not a curated record. Gene Ontology annotation, biological process: protein folding in endoplasmic reticulum. Gene Ontology annotation, molecular function: FAD binding; protein-disulfide reductase activity; thiol oxidase activity. Gene Ontology annotation, cellular component: endoplasmic reticulum; endoplasmic reticulum membrane. Bases 1 to 1749 code for a protein of 582 amino acids. The transcript has 3 exons. NCBI's taxonomy places the organism in Eukaryota, Fungi, Ascomycota, Eurotiomycetes, Onygenales, Arthrodermataceae.